CGUGUAAGCCUUUGUUGCCUUGUGCUUCUGUUAGCUAACUCCCCCCCGAUUCCUUCGUCUGCAAAUAACCUCAACAUUUAGAGAGAGAGAGAGAGAGAGAGGCCAUGUGAACAGAGAGAGAGAGAGAGAGAGAGAGAGAGAGAGUGGAGAUCGAUACAGAGGUCGAAGGAGGUCUCCGGGCCCCACUCCCCAGCCUGUCUGCGCUCUCCCUCUCUUCCCCCUUCUGCUUGCUUGUUUGGUAACUCUCUCACCACAGCAAGAGGAGAAAGCAAGGGAAUUGGGCUUUAUUGAGGAAGCAGAGCUCGACAGAGAGAGGGAGAAGGAAGAAGAAGAAGAAGAAGAAGACGAAGAAGACAACUGGGCAAAAAUCCAAACGGGUCUCUCUCUGCUCUGAUCUUCCUCCUUCCCCCUUCCUCCUCCUCCAUCUGUUUCUUCCCUCCCUGCUCGUCUCUGUUUCUCUGCAAAUCUUCACCCGCCCCACCCAAAGUCUUCUCUUUCUUGUUGGGUCAAUCCCAGUUUUCCACCUGUUGCUCUGUUCGUGUCUCCAAUGGAUUCCCCGAACAUCCUGCCGACAGCUUUCGGGGGUUUCUUCGUCUGAAAAUGGAUCCGGGUCUGUGUCCACUUGGCUCCAGCGUCACUUGAUCGUCUCAAGUUCCGUCCUUUUCCCGUCAGAAUAUCCCCUCCCCCUGUACAGAAACAACACCUGUGCUCCCUCCCUCUCUCUCUCUCUCUCUCUCUCUCUCUCUCCACCCUCUGUUUCUGUUUGGUAUUCGUUAUUUUCUGUCAGCUGUUUGAUCGCCCUCCAUGGAGUAUCAGCCGAUUCCGAGCCCGAGCUCGGGUUCCGGGCCGUUCCAUUUCUUGAAUUCCCCUUUCGGUGACACCACCUAUACCAAGGUCUUCGUCGGGGGCUUGGCUUGGGAGACUCAGAGCGACACCCUGCGCCAGCACUUUGAGCAGUUUGGGGAAAUCCUCGAGGCCGUCGUGAUCUCCGAUAAGCACACCGGACGGUCCAAGGGCUACGGUUUUGUAACUUUCCGGGACCCCGAGGCUGCGAGGAGAGCCUGUGCUGACCCGACCCCGAUAAUCGACGGCAGGCGCGCAAAUUGCAAUUUGGCCUCACUUGGUCGAGCUCGUGCUCCGAUUCCUUUUGUUGGACGUCCGAGACAUACUCCCCAAAACUUCAGUGGGGUGCCUGCAGUACGAGGAGCUUAUGUGGGAGGUUUUGGCUAUCAGCAGCCCAUUUCUUACGGCUACCAACAAGGAUAUCUCUAUCCUCCGUAUGGGUAUGCAACAUAUGGCCCGGAAAACUUAUACUCGCAGGGUGUUUAUAACCCAUACAUCAGUCAGCAGCAAUAUCUUCAGUUAUACGGAGUCCCAGGGACUGCUAACUCGGCUGUUUAUCCCUAUGGGCAACUCUCUCAGACCGUUCCAGGAGGCCAUGGCUACAUGACAAUGCAGGGUUAUGCAGUGCCAGGUCACCAGAUUGUGCAGUUUUCAGGGCUGGGUGUGAAUGCAAUGACUAAUCCGCCUACACCAACAGGCCAAGCAUCGUACCCGACAGGUAUUGCCGCUGCAGUUCCGAGUCAGCAACCGCUAAGGUUUCCUGCUCCGACUCCUCAGUUCAUGCAAGGUGGUGGUUCUGACCACACAGCUGGGUGAAGAACAGAUCGAGUAUCCGUAGAUUGCAGCAGGACUAGGAGCAAAAGACCUGCUACUAAGAGUGGCAGCCUUCAAAUCUAGCCUUGCAAAUUUACUAAAUCUUGCAUUCUAGAGGUCAUACGGAGUCGUUCUCACCAUUUAAAAGUCAGAUGUGUCUUCUCUAGUCGCGCAUGCUCCCUAUGGCAAGAGGGAGCGAUUAAACCGGAAGAUGUGGGGCAGCUCUUCCAUUUCCUUCCUUCCCUUUGCUGUAUCUAAGAAAACCGUCUCAUGCUGUCGCGGUGCUCCAGGGACGAGCGUCCAAGACAAGCUUAGGUGGAUGAUGUUCAUGGGGGUGCUCCGGAAGCAGGAUUCCGGUGCACCUUGAUCUCGUAGGUGUAGAAACCACAGAAGUCGUCGAACCGAAUCAACAUAUGAUUCUUUUCUUUGUAUAGUCACAGCAUUGGGGUCUGUACAGUACAAAGUCUAGGGGUCCUCCGCAUUGUUUUACAGUUUGUGCAUAAUUAGAGUUUCCAUUUUUAUUGGACAUAAAAUUGUCUCCCCCCCUCUCUGUAAAUUGAUGAACAAAAUUUCGACAUUUGAAUUAACUUCCGAUAAUGAAGAAGUCAUCAGAUGAUCCCUUCUUUCA
Messenger RNA from Punica granatum (pomegranate), 2284 nucleotides. Lineage: Eukaryota; Viridiplantae; Streptophyta; Magnoliopsida; Myrtales; Lythraceae. The record is from RefSeq and is a predicted model, not a curated record.